Molecule: messenger RNA, 3093 nt
Organism: Entelurus aequoreus (snake pipefish)
Lineage: Eukaryota; Metazoa; Chordata; Actinopteri; Syngnathiformes; Syngnathidae
Product: gastrula zinc finger protein XlCGF17.1-like
Exons: 2
Coding region: 312-1325 (337 amino acids)
Biological process (GO): regulation of transcription by RNA polymerase II
Cellular component (GO): nucleus
Molecular function (GO): DNA-binding transcription factor activity, RNA polymerase II-specific; RNA polymerase II cis-regulatory region sequence-specific DNA binding
Source: RefSeq, a predicted model, not a curated record
GGUUAGCGAGAGAAAAGAUGGCGGACUGAGUCGUCCGUCAUCGCGUCGAAGACUGACUUUUAUAAAAGUCCGCUUUUGUCUUCGAUCUAACAUCUACUUCUUUAGUUAAAUAGACUCAUUGAAGAUGUUGUCUUUGGUCUAACAUCAACUACUUGAAUUAAAUACACUCAUUGUGUCACAUCGAAGCUCCUCACACCUGCUUAGCUGCUAACGAAGACACGGAGAAGUUAGCAGAGAUGACAAAACAUCAACUUGUGUCACACUGAACAGAAGUCCGCGAGGAACAUCUUCUUCCUGAGUGUAGCUCUGUGAUGGAGCGGGAGGAGUCAGAGCCCACCUACAUUAAAGAGGAGGAGUCAGAGCCCGCCCACAUUAAAGUGGAGGAGUCAGAGCCCGUCCACACUAAAGAGGAGGAGUCAGAGCCCAUCCACACUAAAGAGGAGGAGUCAGAGCCCGUCCACACUAAAGAGGAGUCAGAGCCCAUCCACACUAAAGAGGAGGAGUCAGAGCCUGUCCACACUAAAGAGGAGGAGUCAGAGCCCGUCCACACUAAAGAGGAGGAGUCAGAGCCCAUCCACACUAAAGAGGAGGAGUCAGAGCCCGUCCACACUAAAGAGGAGGAGUCAGAGCCCACCCACAUUAAAGAGGAAGAGGAGGAGCACAGCAUCAGUCUGGAGGCGAGUGUCCCUGUGAAGAGUGAAGAUGAAGAUGAAGAUGAAGAAGAAGGAGACGAGAUGUCAGACAGCGAGGACAGAACAUCACUUUCUGACGAUGAAGACCCUCAAGGUCACGUCAACAACACCCGCUUGAAGUGCUCUCAGUGUGACAAAAGCUUUAGUUGCAAGAAGUACCUUCGAGGACACCUGAGGAUCCACACCAGGGAGAAACCCUUCAGCUGCUCCUUCUGCGGCAAGAGAUUCAAACUGAAGGAACACGUCACCAGUCACAUGAGGAACCACGUGGCGGAGAAACCCUUUUCCUGCGCCGUGUGCAAGACCAGCUUCAGCGUGCCCUCGGCGUUGGCCAUGCACAUGAGGACGCACACGGGGGAGAAACCCUACAGCUGCCCGGCGUGCGGGGAGAAAUUUUCCCAAAAGGGGAACCUGAAGAGACACUCCAGGACGCACUCGGGGGAGAAACUCUUCGACUGCUCCGUGUGCGGGAGACACUUCUCUCAGAAGGGCCACUUGAUGUCGCACGCGCGGACACACACGGGCGAGAAACCCUUUUCCUGCUCGGUGUGCAGCACGCGUUUCAACGUCAGGUCGGCGCUGGUGAGGCACGUGAGGACACACGCUCGCCAGACUUCCUCACAAAAAUGCUGACAACAACAAAGCAGUAUCACCUACACACUGAUAACAGCUAUCCAGUAUCACGCUGAUAACAACUAAGCAGUAUCACCUACACACUGAUAACAGCUAUCCAGUAUCACCUACACACUGACAACAGCUAUCCAGUAUCACGCUGAUAACAACUAAGCAGUAUCACCUACACACUGAUAACAGCUAUCCAGUAUCACCUACGCACUGACAACAGCUAUCCAGUAUCACGCUGAUAACAACUAAGCAGUAUCACCUACACACUGAUAACAGCUAUCCAGUAUCACGCUGAUAACAACUAAGCAGUAUCACCUACACACUGAUAACAGCUAUCCCGUAUCAUGCUGAUAACAACUAAGCAGUAUCACCUACACACUGAUAACAGCUAUCCAGUAUCACCUACACACUGAUAACAGCUAUCCAGUAUCACGCUGAUAACAACUAAGCAGUAUCACCUACACACUGAUAACAGCUAUCCAGUAUCCCGCUGAUAACAACUAAGCAGUAUCACCUACACAGAUAACAACUAACCAGUAUCACCUAGACACUGAUAACAGCUAACCAGUAUCAUGCUGAUAACAACCAACCAGUAUCACCGACACACUGAUAACAACUAACCAGUAUCACCUACACACUGAUAACAGCUAACCAGUAUCGUGCUGAUAACAACUAACCAGUAUCACCUACACACUGAUAACAGCUAACCUGCACAGUGCUGAUAACAACUAACCAGUAUCACCUACACACUGAUAACAACUAACCAGUAUCACACUGAUAAUAACUAACCAGUAUCACUUACACACUGAUAAUAGCUAACCAGUAACAUGCUGAUAACAACUAACCAGUAUCACCUACACACUGAUAACAGCUAACCAGUAUCACGCCGGUAACAACUAACCAGUAUCACCUACACACUGAUAACAACUAACCAGUAUCACCUACACACUGAUAACAACUAACCAGUAUCAUGCUAACAAUUAAUGAGUACCACACUGAUCAUUACUAACUAGUAUCAUGCUGAUAACAACUAACCAGUAUCACCUACACACUGAUAACAGCUAACCAGUAUCGUGCUGAUAACAACUAACCAGUAUCACCUACACACUGAUAACAACUAACCAGUAUCACGCUGAUAACAACUAACCAGUAUCACUUACACACUGAUAAUAGCUAACCAGUAACAUGCUGAUAACAACUAACCAGUAUCACCUACACACUGAUAACAACUAACCAGUAUCACCUACACCAGGGGUCGGCAACCCGCGGCUCCGGAGCCGCAUGCGGCUCAAUGACCACUCUGAUGCGGCUCAGCUACAUACAUGCCGACCCCCCCUGAUUUUACCAGGAGAUUUAUGGAUGUCAGUGUCUCUCAUAGAUUACUCCCAGGGAAAAAAUAAUCCUAUUUACACUCUAAUUACCAAACAAAAGGGCGUGCCCUAAUUGCACUGCAGUAAUUGUCCUCUAUAGCAUUUACAUACAGCAUGCCAGUCCAGCCACAUGUUGCAUGUUGUUAUUACUUGCACACACAGGAGACAGCAAAGCAUACUUACUCAUCAGCCACACAUCUUACACUGACGGUGGCUGUAUCAAACAACUUUAACAUUGUUACGUUACAAAUAUGCGCCACACUGUGAACCCACACCAAAAAAGAAUGAAAAACACAUUUCUGGAGAACAUCUGCACUGUAACAUAACAUAAACACAACACAACCAUUACCCAGAAUCCCAUGCAGCCCUAACUCUUCCGGUCUGGAUUAUACACCCCGCUACCACAA